GACAGGAGCCUUACUUUAAAUAUAAAACUUUUUGAAAUUUUCAAGUGAUAAUGGAGACAGAGCAGUCGGCAGUACUCUUCUGUCUAAUUCUGCUGUUUGCGGCAGACCAUGUAAACGUUAAGGGAGAAAUGACAGUGGAUAGCGAUGCAACUUACAUGCAAUAUCUCCUUGACUAUGGGUGGGUUCCCCCUCAAGAUCCCAGGACCCGCUCUAUCAGAUCGGAGGAAUUGAGGAAAAAAAUUAUCAUGGAAUUCCAGAAACUUGUAGGCCUGCCUAUGACAGGUGUUUUUGAUAAAGACACGAGGAAAAUGAUGCACCUAACACGUUAUGGUAAUUCUGAUAGAAUAGGAACUGGAAGUGUUGGAGGCCGAAGGAAAAGAUACACUUUACAAGGAUAGUGUAGCAGUAGAAUAGAAAUAAGUUCCUGAAAGAAAAAAAUAUGAAGUGAUCGCUGGAAUCAAUUUUGGCAGCAGGGUGUGGCGACGAUUUAACAUCUGUACACAAAAUAUAUUGAUUGUAGUCUUGAAUAAUUGCAGGUUAUUAUUAUCACUAAAUGCUGAUCAUUUAUCUCUUAAAGUUAUCAAAAUAAUUGUUUUUUAAGAAAAAUAUUAAUUACUGUGUGAUAUUGUUAAUGGAUGGUAACUAUGUAAUUGUUGCAUUGAUUUGUGUACACUUUCAUAAUUUUUUUAAGUAGUUGUGAAAUAAUUUGUAUCUCUAUCACAAGUCCCAACUGCAUGAUAGAGAAAUUAUUUUAGUGACCUUUAUGUUUUGUAAAAUGUGUUACAGAAGCAUUUAUUGGCUAGUUGAAAAAAGAUGUAAAAUUUUCUGUCUGUUUUCAGUCCUCAGAUAUGUUUAUCACGUAUUAUGUAAAAGCAGUAGGCUUUUACAAGAAAUGACAGCAAGAUCAAUA
Messenger RNA from Lingula anatina, 910 nucleotides. Its product is annotated as matrix metalloproteinase-14-like. The record is from RefSeq and is a predicted model, not a curated record. Lineage: Eukaryota; Metazoa; Brachiopoda; Lingulata; Lingulida; Lingulidae.